UGGUCGGAUGAUUCCGGGGUUUCUCGGGAGCUAAACCUGGUUGAGCUCGGUCCACCAGCCACAGAUCCCGUGGGGUGGCUUGACAGCUGAGCCGCCUGGAGGCCUGAGGCCUGAGGCUCCGGAGAACCUCAAAGACCCAUGCGGACUGUGGCUGGUGGGCACCUGACGUCGUCCUCAGGCCCACCAGGGUCAUCGUCAUCGUUCCCUUCUCCUGUCGACGGUUUCACGCUGACUAUUAUUAUUACCUAUUCUUAUCAUUGAACAAGCUGCAUACAUGAUGAGGUGAGCAUAGCCAUGGGCUCCGUAGAGAAGUCUGCGCCUUAUGAUGAGUACGACCCUCAUAAUCUCCCCGACUAUGAGACAGAGUUCAUCUCGCAGGAUCACCUCCGUCAAUUCGAAGAGGCGCUGAACGCCCCCGAGGCCGAGUCGCUAGUCGCCAUCAACGACUGGCGUCCCAUCCGCCAACGAGUUCGCAAGCCGGGUCGUCGUCGCAAGACUCCCAAGCGAAGCAAAGAUGAGACGAGAGAAGGUGUCGUCUACGGCAUCCUGAAGUGGCCGUUCCUCGUCAUCGUGUUCGGUUGGCUGGCGGUACUCAGCAUCUCCUAUCUGCUCACCCGACUAUAUGUACACCUGUACGAGCACUUUGUGACAUGGACGGGCAAGCGCGAGAGGUUGAGGAGGGCUCUGCAUGCAACGGCAAACUAUGAGGACUGGUUGAAGGAGGCUAGGGCUCUGGACGCAUAUCUGGGCAACGAGAACUGGAAGAAGCAAGAUGAAUAUGCGUACUACGAUCAUUUGACCAUCAACAAGGUCGUCGCACAGCUCAAGAGGAUCAGAAAAGAAGCGCUGCUAGAGGCACAAAACGGACUAUCCAGUGCCAGCGAGGUACCGGCAAUCGAGGAGCUGCGUGCACUGUUGGAAGCUUGCGUGAAAAACAACUUUUGUGGCGUCGAGAAUCCCCGGUUGUAUAGUGAAACCUACUCGGGAACGAAGGAUCUGGUACAGGAGUAUAUGGAUGAAGUUGAAGCUUCCCUCAAGCUGCUCUCCGACAGCCGGCAGUUGAGCCAGGAAGAGAAGUAUCGGCACUUCCGCCACCUGGAUUUGAACUUCGGCCGCACCGCGCUAUGUCUUUCCGGCGGUGCCACCUUUGCAUACUACCAUUUUGGUGUCGUGAGGGCGCUGCUGGAUAAUGAUGUCUUGCCGGAGAUCAUCACAGGAACGUCUGGUGGUGCUCUAGUGGCGGCCUUGGUUGCGACCCGGACGGAUGAGGAGUUGAAACAGCUCUUGGUUCCUGCUUUGGCACAUAGAAUUAGGGCUUGUCAUGAUGGGUUUACCACUUGGAUCAGACGUUGGUGGCGCACGGGGGCCCGAUUCGACACUUUGGAUUGGGCCAGGCAAUGCAGCUGGUUCUGCAGAGGUUCGACGACGUUUCGGGAAGCGUACGAGCGCACCGGCAGGAUCCUGAACGUCUCCUGCGUGCCUUCAGAUCCUCACUCGCCGACGAUCCUUGCGAACCAUAUCACGUCGCCGGACUGUGUGAUCUGGAGUGCGGUCAUCGCUUCCGCAGCUGUGCCCGGUAUUCUGAACCCGGUGGUUUUGAUGAUGAAGAAACGCGAUGGUAGUCUCGCGCCCUAUUCCUUUGGCCAUAAGUGGAAGGACGGAAGCCUCCGGACCGACAUACCGGUCAAAGCAUUGAACUUGCAUUUCAACGUCAACUUCACCAUUGUUUCUCAGGUCAACCCCCAUAUCAAUCUAUUUUUCUUCAGUUCUCGGGGAACCGUUGGUCGGCCAGUCACACAUCGAAAAGGACGAGGCUGGCGUGGCGGAUUCCUAGGAUCUGCAGCGGAACAGUAUAUCAAGCUUGAUCUAAACAAAUGGCUCAAGGUACUACGUCAUCUUGAGUUGCUUCCGCGGCCUAUGGGUCAGGAUUGGAGCGAAAUUUGGCUCCAGAGAUUCAGCGGCACUGUCACUAUCUGGCCCAAAGUUAUCGCGUCUGAUUUCAUUAACAUCCUUUCCGAUCCCAGUACGCAACGCCUGGCUCGGAUGAUCCACGUCGGCCAGCAAAGCACAUUCCCCAAGAUACAGUUUAUCAAGAACAGAGUGAAGAUCGAAAGGUUGAUCAUGAAUGGAUUGUUGCGGACAUCUCAUACUGGCGGCCGUGAUCUUUCGCCUCUGCUAUCGCGGCGUCUCGAAAGCAACAAGCAGGGAGAGUCGGAUCCAAUGGUUGAACGUAUUGACCACGCCUUGCCAGAGCGGGGCCAACCCCAUGAAGACGGCGGCUCACAUUAUCUCGAAGUUCCCGAUUACUCGUCAGCAGACUCGUCACACGAGCAAGAGUUCCGUCAUCGACGAAGCAGCGGCAGCGUUAUCGAGGAGAUGAGGCGACAAUCAGCGGUCUUCUUCGACGAUCCUGAUAUCUAUGGGGGAGAUGACACCGCGAGCGAGUGAAACGGACAACUGAAAAAUACUCCCCACGUUAGCCUUUCAUCCCAUAUUGACCUGUUAAGACUCAUAGAGCCGACAGAACGUGGGGGCCUUUCCCCGCAUCCUGACACCAGAUUCACGUGAUCACCGCGGCUACAAAUCAUCCAUCAGUCCUGCCUGUAUAUAUAGAAGCACAUGCAUAUCCUUCCUGUAAAUAGACAUAUACGAAA
This is a messenger RNA of Paecilomyces variotii, 2654 nucleotides long. RefSeq names its product putative patatin-like phospholipase domain-containing protein. The record is from RefSeq and is a predicted model, not a curated record. The transcript has 2 exons. NCBI's taxonomy places the organism in Eukaryota, Fungi, Ascomycota, Eurotiomycetes, Eurotiales, Thermoascaceae. Gene Ontology annotation, biological process: lipid metabolic process. Bases 295 to 2448 code for a protein of 717 amino acids. Gene Ontology annotation, molecular function: triacylglycerol lipase activity.